CUUAAUGUCAGCUGACUGAUGUCAUAUGACAACUACAAAGUGACGUUUACGCCAUCGACCCAAACAUCCUUGGCGAUCUAGCGGAAUAAACUUCUGUUCCAAAGCCAUCUCCGUGUCCGUCCAUCGUGCACCAGAACACAACGCGGUGUCGUCGGGACAUGCGGAUACACUGGCAGCCCAGCUCCACUCGCACAGCUGGAUUGGUCAAGCGUCCUCGUUAUCACGCGCUGCAAUACGCUCGCCCAGUACGGGGCGCUGGCGGCUGUAUUUGCAAAAUACUACGAAGAAGAAGACAUUGGAAGAAUCCACAUUUGCCAGAGGGGUCCACAAAACAUCGCAUUAUUGGAGUGAUAUUAUUGGUCUGGAAUACAUUUCGUGGAAAUGUGGACCUCAAACAGGAUAAACAAAUAUGCGGCUUUCAGAUUUUGAACUCGCCUCAGCGUUCGUCAAGUCAUUGAAGUAAGUGAUCAGGGAGAAACAGGACGUAAGAAGCGGCUGCCAUUCGUUGCCUUCCCAGUCGACCUUUAAAGACAAGAAUAAAAUGACAGGAACGAUGGAAUCCGAAAUGGGUUAUGAUGACGUCACUAAGGGUCUGUAAAGUCUCCUGACCCACUAGACGAACUUUUUACCCACACGGCAGUUUGAGCACGACCCACGUCACAUGUUCGGACAUACAAACGCAGCAAUGGCAACAACAUGCGGGUAUGUGCUGCAGAGACUACUCGCAGCUCAUCGGGUUGGCAACCGGAAGUUGACCUCGACUUCAAGUCAUGGACGCUUCACCUGGAAAGCAGCGGUCAGACACGCGUGCCAGUCUGAUGUCUCAGGUAGCAGUGCUCUGUCUUUUCGCAGUCACACGUGCGGACAGCUGAGGCGGGAGCACGUGGGAGAGAAGGUGACACUCUGCGGUUGGGUGCAGUACCUGAGACAAGACCUGUUUGUCAUUCUACGAGAUUUCAGCGGUUUGACCCAAGUUCUGAUCCCUCAGGAGGAAUCUGCGCGCCACGUCAGAGAAGCGCUGCGUCAUCUCACCGUCGAGUCGGUCAUCAAAGUCACGGGCACCGUGAAGGAACGGCCAUCGGGACAGGAAAACAAGGUGUGUGAAACGUAUGGAACGCGAGCGUUGUCCCGCUUGGAGCGGCUCCUGUCACGGCGUGAUGUUUCCACAUGGAAGGAGAUGCCGACGGGGCGCAUUGAAGUCCUCGCCCAGGACGUGGACGUGUACAACAUCUGCCGGACGUUGCCUUUUGAAAUCAAAGACUUUGUCAAAAAAUCCGAGUCUUUGCGCAUGCAGUUUCGCUACCUGGACCUGAGAUCUUCUCGCUUGCAGAAGAACCUCAGACUGAGGUCCCAGCUUGUGAUGAAGAUGAGGGAAUAUCUGUGUUACGUGCACGGGCGCCAAAGAGUUUGUGGUUCCCUCCAGAGACCCGGGUCUUUUUUACUCCCUCCCUCAGAGUCCUCAGCAGUUCAAACAGCUGUUGAUGGUGGCUGGGGUGGACAGGUACUUCCAGGUGGCUCGGUGCUAUCGAGACGAAGGCUCCAAAGCGGAUCGCCAGCCCGAGUUCACCCAGGUGGACAUAGAAAUGUCCUUUGUGGACCAGGCGGGAAUCACAUCCCUGGUGGAGGUUUUGUUGCAGUACUCGUGGCCCGCGGAGACAACCCCCAUCACGCUUCCCUUCCAAACCAUGACGUACCAGGAGGCCAUGAGGGACUACGGGGUGGACAAACCCGACACCAGAUUUGGCAUGAAGGUGGGGGGGGUGUCUGUCUGCUGCACGUAGACAUUUCCACCCCCGAAAUAGGCUGGUGUUUUGUUGCCAGUGUGAUGUGCGUGCGUGUGGGUAAAUGUCUGCUGCUCGGCCGUAAUGAUCAGUUGCUUUGGAACCAAUCACCCGUCUCGCCUCACCUGUCUAUCUCUCUCGUCCCGUCGUCCGUCCAGCUGAUGGACAUCAGAGACGUUUUCGUGUCCGCAGACGCCGCUUUCCUCAAAUCGGGAAGCUCGGUACUGGCCAUCCGUGUCCCCGACGGCGCAACGUUAUUUACCGCCAAGGACUUGGAAGGACUGAACCAAGCAGCCAAGACACACUUUCACCAGGAGGUGAGCGUGGUGCUGGUCAGAGCUGAUGGAACUCUCAAGUCUCCUGUGAAGAAGCUGCUGUCAGGCGGCAUCAGCGACGCCUUGCUGAAGAAGACCGGAGCCGAGCCCGGGGACCUCCUGCUGAUAGCCGCCGGUGCUCCCGCCGUGGUGCGCCCGCUGCUGGGUCAUCUUCGUUUGCGGUGCGCCGACCUCCUGGAGUCUCACGGCUCUUCUGUCCGCGAUCCUUCAGCCUUUCACUUUUUGUGGGUGGUGGAUUUCCCUCUCUUCGUGCCCAAGCGGGACGAGCCGGGUCGGCUGGAGUCCGCCCAUCACCCCUUCACCGCUCCGGUGCCAGAAGACGCGCCGCUACUGUACACACAGCCUCUGAAGGUCCGGGGUCAGCACUAUGACCUGGUGCUGAACGGCUGUGAGAUCGGAGGAGGAUCCAUCCGCAUCCAUAAGGCUUCAGAGCAGCUUCACGUGUUGAAGAACAUUCUCCAGGAGGAUCCCACCGUUCUUUCUCACCUGCUGGAGGCUCUGGACUCAGGAGCACCCCCCCACGGUGGCAUCGCUCUUGGUUUGGACCGGCUGGUGUCCAUCAUGGUGGGGGCUGUCAGCAUACGUGAUGUCAUCGCCUUCCCCAAGUCGUUCCGCGGUCACGACCUCAUGGGCCGCGCCCCCGAUUACGUGUCAGAGGAGGAGCUGAAGCCUUACCACGUGUCGGUCAGGUGGCCGGCGGGGACAAGAGGAGGACAGGAUGAAAGCGGGGACAUUUAGACGGUAGCUAACGUGCAACGAGCACGCAGAUGCACCACAAUUUGAUGGGAGUUUUUUUUUUUUAUUGUGGGAUCAGUCAUUUUCAACACAAAUAAAUUGAUUGAGAAGAUAACUUUUUGUUUACAUCCUGAAAAUGGUUGUAGCCAUCAAACCUCCACCAGAGUUGGCUUGUUUUUCUCACCUGCUGGCUUCAGAGUGGUCACGUGACGCUCCUGUGCCGUGUCUCUUCAGCUGCUUCAUCAGGGACGCCAAUCUCUUGGUGGACCAUUCAGAUGUGGACACACAGGCCACCGUACCACUCCAACAAAUCGUCCUGCUGUUGGAAAAGCAGGACGAUUCCAUCUAACUGUAGAUGAUAUGAAAGUGGCAUCCUGACUGUAUCUUCUCGUGUGUACGUGCAUGCUGUGACUGGCUGACAUCAACACGGGGGUGUCCAAAGGGCCACAUCGUGAAAAAUCCAAGGAUGCAACUUCGAUAUUUUGUAACGCACAUAGAGAUACAGCAUGCUAAGAAGCCACAUGCAGCUCAAGAAAAAACUGCGGUGAAACGCUACUAAAAAUGACAUACCAGUUUAUUCUUUUGCUCUUCAAUCGAUGAUGGCUUUUCUUACUAUUUUGACUUGAUUCGCGUAAAAUCACAACUGUUUUUUCUUUCUGCUGGUUUUUCCAACUACACUGCUCAAAAAAAAUGAGAGGAACACUUGGAAAACACAUCAGAUCUAAACUGGGGGGAAAUGAUGUUGAAUAUGUUUCCUGAUAAUAAGUGGGUGAUGUAUUAGUAACAAAAUGAUGCCACAUCCCCCAGGACACCAUCCGUAGUCUCAUUAGGAGCAUGCCCCCACGUUGUCAGGCAUGCGUACAAGCACGUGGGGGCCACACAAACUACUGAGAAUCAUUUUGAGUUGCUACAAUGACAUUUUAGCUAAAUGGACCAGUGUGCUGCAUCAUUUUUUCACUUUCAUUUUUGGGGUGUCUUUGAUUUCCCCCCUCUAUAGGGUGAUCAUUUUCAUUUCUAUCAAAUGAUGUGGCAUCAUUUUGUUACUAAUACAUCACCCACUUAUUAUCAGGAAACAUAUUCAACAUCAUUUUUCCCCCAGUUUAGGUCUGAUGUGUUUUCCAAGUGUUCCUUUCAUUUUUUUGAGCAGUGUAUUUCAUCUUGUCAAUUUUCUUCUGGUAAUUCUAACUUUAUUCCCAUCAGAUUGUUUCACCUAUUUUUUCUUAUUUCACCAAUGGUACUAAAAUGAUGUUUUUCCUCACAUUACAAGUUUAUUCUCGUAAAAUUGAAACUUUGUUCUCAUUAGAAAACAUUUUUUUUUCCUUUUAAUAUUUUGACUUUACUCUGGUCAAAUUUCUGCUGUUGAUUUUUUUUUGGUAUAAUUUUCCAAAUACUUCAACUUAUUAUUUUAUAUUUUCACUUUAUUCCCAUGUUCUAUUUUCCCCCAACCUAAGUUUCCAAAAAUUACAACUUUAUUCACUGUUGACGUAAAAAGGCAACUUUUUUCUUUAAUGUUUCACCUUCAUGCUACUAAAAUGAUGUUUUUCCUCAUUCUUGUGAAAUUAGGAUUUUUCUUUCCCUUGCUAGAUUACAACUCUUCUGUUAAUAUUUUGACUUUUGAUUUUCCCAUUUUUGCUGUUUUUUUUUUUUUAAUGUUUCCUUGUUAAAUUACAUUUUUUGACCGUGCUGCGGGCUGCGAAUGUCCCCCGGGCCACACUUUGGACACCCUAACAGACCAAUAUAGUCCUUAGCCAUUUGAUCAGAAUUGCGCUAACAAUUCUUUGCUCAUUGUGAUGUAGUCUCUUGGAGCAGUGUCCCCCUCUCUAAGAUACACAAAGCCGUUGUGUGGAUAGUAACACUCUAUGACUCAUAUCGCAGAAAUUCAUUCAAACGCGUUUGGGUCAUGUGAUUAUGUUAACUUUAUUCAAUAAAAAUUGAUUUCCAAUAAAUGUUUCACCCAGGAGGUGUAAAAAUGAACAAUUUCUACCAAAAAGCUUUUGAACAUUUUUUUACCUUUUUACACUGACACAGCA
This is a messenger RNA of Dunckerocampus dactyliophorus (ringed pipefish), 4881 nucleotides long. Its product is annotated as aspartate--tRNA ligase, mitochondrial-like. The coding region runs from base 662 to 2854 and encodes 730 amino acids. Gene Ontology annotation, molecular function: nucleic acid binding; ATP binding; aspartate-tRNA ligase activity. The record is from RefSeq and is a predicted model, not a curated record. Gene Ontology annotation, biological process: aspartyl-tRNA aminoacylation. Lineage: Eukaryota; Metazoa; Chordata; Actinopteri; Syngnathiformes; Syngnathidae. The transcript is spliced from 15 exons. Gene Ontology annotation, cellular component: mitochondrion; cytoplasm.